AUGUGUCGCUGUCUGAGUCUGUGUGUGGCAGUGCAGCUUGCUCGAGUGCAGAAUGUUGUUCAAGCACUCAAGUCAGCCCGAUCGACUGGAAUGCCACCAAGGACGUCUUAUUACUUCGACUAUGAAAGCGAUGAUGUCGACUCAUGGGAAUGCCGAAUGCGGUGUGAACGCUGCGUGGUCACCAAGAUCGAUGGUCGACGCUGCACCCGCACGACCUGUAUUGGGGUCAAGUAUUGCUACUCCCAUCUGGCGACGGUGAAAAACCUGCGCAUCGACGACUCCACCAUCCCAGGCGCAGGAAAGGGGUUGUUCGCAUACAAGCAUGUGUCCGCGAGUGUGUACGAUGACGGUGAGCGCGAAAGACUCGAGAAUGCAGUCCUGUUCAAGAGAGGCCAAGUGAUCAUCGAGUACGAUGGGCAGCCCAUCCCUGGCCAAGAAAGACAGAGCCGAUACGGAAACACCAACGCCCCAUACCUCGUUGAACGCCGAAUCGGGCUCAACGCGGGACGAUACGAAGACGGUGCAUGUCGGAGAGGAAUCGGAACUCUCGCCAACCACUCGGACGACACCAACGAUGUCAACGCAAAGCUCGCCCAGGAUAGGGGAGUCGGAGUGGUGCUGAGGGCACUGCGAGACAUUCAUAAUGGAGAAGAGAUAUUUAUUGAUUGCGGGAGUGCCUUUGGGCUGGACGAAGAAGAUGCCGUGUUUGGUACGAAGCGCAAGACCAACACACGCGAGCGACUUGCACGAAGCAGGACAUGAUUUGGGGGUGUCGGGCCUGGUACUCCAUCGUC
This is a messenger RNA of Polychytrium aggregatum, 794 nucleotides long. RefSeq lists its product as uncharacterized. The transcript has 2 exons. Lineage: Eukaryota; Fungi; Chytridiomycota; Chytridiomycetes; Polychytriales. Bases 1 to 762 code for a protein of 253 amino acids. The record is from RefSeq and is a predicted model, not a curated record. Gene Ontology annotation, molecular function: protein binding.